Rhipicephalus microplus (southern cattle tick) is the source of this 813-nucleotide messenger RNA. RefSeq lists its product as uncharacterized. The record is from RefSeq and is a predicted model, not a curated record. Lineage: Eukaryota; Metazoa; Arthropoda; Arachnida; Ixodida; Ixodidae.
AUGGAACAGGAAGAUGUGGUCUCUGAUGGGAAUAGGAGCGACUACAACACUGACAUAUGCAAGGCGCAACACCCAGUUGAUGCAAGCCGUUCACUUCACUUUGUGUCCGACUUUCCGCACUUAAUUAAGUGCCUCAGAAAUGGCCUCCUGAAGAGCAGCUUCAACACACCAGCAGGCGAGGUCUCUCUUUGUCCACUACGGAAAGCACUGGAGCUUGACGGCUCUAAUGUAACCCUUCAAGCCAUGUCUGGAAUAACAAGCAGUCACACAAACCCGAACAACUUUGAGAAAAUGAGGGUUCCCUUUGCAUUUCAAGUGUUUGGUGACAAGGUGCUCAAUGGUCUUCGACUGUAUGAGACAGAGCUGGAACGCAACUGUGGAAGCAUACAACCAGUGCUCACCUUCGUUGGAAUGAUACGAGACGUCAUUGAAAUAAUGACAUCCCGAUUUCCAAGACAAGCCCUGCGGCCAGACUCUGCGUCGGAGGACAAGCUACUUUCGUUCUUGACGUACCUGACCGCAUGGGAGCUGCAUGCAGGUGGUCGAGGUGGCUUUCUUUCGGCAUCUACUGCGCCUGGCCUGAGAGUCACAAUUGGUAGCGUUCUGUCAUUGCUGACAUAUCUGACAGAGAACGUUGGCUACAAGUACCUAAUGACCGCCAAGCUUAGUCAGGACCCAGUGAAAAAUCUGUUUGGCAUAUGUGAUGAAUGCCACAAAUUGCUUCUCACAAAAAAGGAUGAUGUGGAUUGUCUUGCUGCUGCUCAGUACACCCGGCUGCGAGACAAUGGUGGCCUACUGUACCCAACUGGAUGA